Messenger RNA from Penicillium samsonianum, 549 nucleotides. RefSeq names its product glyoxalase family protein. The transcript is spliced from 3 exons. The record is from RefSeq and is a predicted model, not a curated record. The coding region runs from base 1 to 549 and encodes 182 amino acids. NCBI's taxonomy places the organism in Eukaryota, Fungi, Ascomycota, Eurotiomycetes, Eurotiales, Aspergillaceae.
AUGCAUGAAGAAACCACUACCGCAGUUGAAAUACUGGAAAGUGUAGGAGCCACUAUCUAUACGAUUGCAGACAAUCUUGGAGCCAAUAGGCUAGACAGAAGGAGCUUCCGGAAAUAUCUUUGCGACUACUCUGCUCGCGCUGCGUCCGAUGGCCAACUUAUUACUGCUUCAAGGCAAGACGUUCAAUGUGCCAACCGUGCCUUGUUUCUAGCCUAUGCCCACCUGGAGUUGAUAUGCUGGCUGGCGAAUAACAACUAUACCGUCUCAUCAACGUCCGUCAAAUGGUAUAGCUGGAGGAAAAUAUUCUCGAAAUACCGCCUGCCCUUACUUGGAGUUUCCUCGCAAACGUCCAGUUUAACAAGCAUGUUGCGGAAUAUCGGAAAGAUAGCGGAUCAGGUAUAUGCAGAUCUUGACGCCAAAAAUAUCAUUGUAUCGCCAGAUUAUCUGAAAUACCGCAAAGUCCCAGUGGGCCCGCCGGUUGUGCCUCCUGAAGCAAUUCAUGACCUUAUUCAUCGGGCCACCAUUGCCCACAAGCAGCUCUCACAAUGA